Mytilus trossulus (common blue mussel) is the source of this 874-nucleotide messenger RNA. RefSeq names its product probable thiopurine S-methyltransferase. The record is from RefSeq and is a predicted model, not a curated record. Bases 126 to 797 code for a protein of 223 amino acids. Gene Ontology annotation, molecular function: thiopurine S-methyltransferase activity. Lineage: Eukaryota; Metazoa; Mollusca; Bivalvia; Mytilida; Mytilidae. The transcript is spliced from 2 exons.
GUUUUCAAUAUUUUAUUUAAACGUGUGCUGAAAGACGACCCAUAAGUUCCCCCAAUAAGUAUAUAUAGAACGUUCUUAGAAGUUAUGCAGUAGAUGUUGACAUUAUAACAGCAAUUUUCUGCAUUAUGGACGAAGAAAACACAAAAUGGACGAAGGAAUGGGAAGCAUCAAGUUCACCUAGAUGGGCAAUGAAGGGUAUCAAUCCUUACAUAAAAAAGUAUAAAGACGACCUGACAAAAGGCAUGGAUUGUGUAAAGCUAUUUUUCCCGAUGUGUGGGGACGUAGAAGACAUGUUUUGGCUCUCUGAACUAGGUCAUGACAUCGUUGGAGUAGAAAUAUCUGCAAUUGCAAUUCAGAAAUUUUUCAACGACAGCAAUCUGGAAUAUGAAGUCACACCUUGCGAGGAAAUCAAAGGAAAUUUGUAUACAAGCAUAUCUGGGAAAAUCCGAAUAUAUUGUGGAGACUUCUUUUUUUUCGGCGCAUCUAUAGAAUGUAAUUUUGACGGCAUUUGGGAUCGUGGAGCCUUCAAUAUUUUGGACAAUUGUGACUUGAAAAAAGACAAAAGAAAUUUAAAGAAAGAGUAUAUAAACAUACUGAAAUCGGUAAUGAAACAAGAUUGUCACGUUUUCAUUGAAUUAGUUGUUUCUGACUCGACCACUAAGACAGACGAUAUGCAAAGUUUUUUUGGUGAAGACUAUCUUGUUGAAGACUUUGGCUUGGUUGAGAAGUACGCCCCAGAAUAUGACAGUUUUCCUUUUAAAGGCUUUCAGUUCUUCAGAAUUUCCAAAAAUAAUUAAAUUUAAUUAUCUGAUGAAUUUAUGUAUAAUGAUAGAAUGUAUGAUUUAACAUUUCUUAAAAUAAAAAAUAAAAAUCU